AUGGCUUCGACGUCUCUGGCGCGCACUGUGGGGCUUGGCGCACGACGUAUCGCACCGUCCAGCGUCCACUCGACAGCACGAUGCUUCACCACCGCCUCCGCGCUCAAGAACGCCCAGGAUGACCGACCGGCCUCUUCGCAAAUCUUCACACCUUCGGACGUUCAAGCGGGCAUCGCAGCCCUGAGCGCAGCCGGGUACGACGCCUCAACCGUAUGGGAGCAGCGCGUAGUCUGGGGCGAUCACGACCAGUUUCAGCACGUCAACAACGUCCAUUUCGUCCGAUGGUUCGAGAGCGCUCGCAUGUUCUUCGCCUCCACCCUCGCCAAGGAGUUCCCCGAAGCGAGGAGACAGGAGAUCGAGAGGGGAACCGGAAAGAGCUUCAUCUUGGCUGGGAUCAAUGUGAGAUACAGACGACCCGUUGUAUAUCCCGAUACAAUCUUGGUCGGUCAAGCAUGCGAGCUUCCCCUCGGCAAGGACAGGUUCAUGCUACGAGGCGCAGCCUACUCGUUGGCACAGAAGACCAUCGUCGCUGUCUCAGCCCAGGACUGUGUGACGUACGACUACACCAAGCUCAAAAAGUGCGACAUCCCAGAAGACAUCAAACAGGCACUCGAGGCGAGAGGCAGUCACUUUGACAAGAAGCUGUAG
Kalmanozyma brasiliensis GHG001 is the source of this 648-nucleotide messenger RNA. RefSeq lists its product as uncharacterized. Gene Ontology annotation, molecular function: fatty acyl-CoA hydrolase activity. The coding region runs from base 1 to 648 and encodes 215 amino acids. The record is from RefSeq and is a predicted model, not a curated record. The transcript has 2 exons. NCBI's taxonomy places the organism in Eukaryota, Fungi, Basidiomycota, Ustilaginomycetes, Ustilaginales.